AUGACCUCGCUGGCAAAGUCUCUUGAGGAUGUGCUGCCUAAAGGCGAGCGAUUUACUCUUGCGAACCUGCAAAGUAUCCCGAAGCUCAGUAAGCCUGUAGUGCAUCAGUCUGAGCGUCCACACACCGUGAAAACAGUUCAUUUCAUCGUUCUUUUCCACAACCAAACUCCAGUCCUUGCAACAGAGGUGUACGUAUACUUGACAAUUGCGAAGACUCUUAAGCGCACUAUAUAUGUCUCAAAAGUGGACACGACAGGGCUGACCAAGGUGAAAGUGGGGAGCGUGGUACAAAGAAUUCUGGAAUGGCUACUCGAAUAUCCAAUUACUCAAUACCUGAGGGAUCUGAAAGUGAAGCAUACGUACAAGACUGUGCUCAAACCACACCCUCCAUUUACCUCACCAAUUCAGAGAGCCUUGCAUAUUUUAGUUGAACGAGCUAAAGGAGACAAAGACUACGGAAUCCCUCAAAUUGUUGAAUCGGAAACCUACCAAGUGCCCCCUCGAUUCUUGUCGCUCGCCAAUUCUGACUAUGAGACAGAUCUGGUGCUAUUUACUCGGGCAGAAAACCAGUAUCUGUUUCCUAACUCAAAUAAAAAUAAUGGUAAGCAUAUACUAGAUGAUGGAGCUUUGCUACAAUGGUGGUUGAAAUCUAUCAAUCGGAGCGUCAAAAAAUCUUUCAGAAGUUCUCAGAAAUACCUUGAUAUCCUUAACUCGGAGCCUCGCCAAAUCAGCAGGUAUUUUCCCGAGGACGACUGGAAUAUUGGUAGCAUAUAUUACAGACCGGAAAGAGCUCACGAGCUGGCCGUCUACAACAUUCCGCUUCUUCCUGAUGAUCCAAAGGGAAGGUUUUUGGAGCACCUGGUUGUGGAAAACCGCGCGAAAAAGGUAUCUCUAGGUCAAUUCUGGACCGAGCUGGCUAUUAGACAGGAGUUCAGACUCGGCCGGGUAGUUGGACUUAUUGGAGUCACAGGGACAUGCAACGAGUCCGCAUCGGGGCCUCUUAGUAUGAUGAAAUGGAAAGAUUUCGAAAAUGCCAGAAAAGUGUUCACGGAGACUGAUUACAGUGAUUCUUCUGAGGUGGAAACCAUAUACAAUAAAGUGGUAGAGUACGGUGCUGAAUUGCAAGAAAUGACAGGAAAACAAGACAAAGCAACUACUGCGUCUAUUACAGAGUCACACAAGCGGCCUGUAACAGAUUUGGGGAUGCUGGUGAAGAGGAAGAAACCUACAACAAAACAAUUGUCAUGA
This is a messenger RNA of Ogataea angusta, 1248 nucleotides long. RefSeq lists its product as uncharacterized. Gene Ontology annotation, cellular component: nucleus. The transcript has a single exon. Gene Ontology annotation, molecular function: histone H3K56 acetyltransferase activity. Gene Ontology annotation, biological process: DNA damage response. NCBI's taxonomy places the organism in Eukaryota, Fungi, Ascomycota, Pichiomycetes, Pichiales, Pichiaceae. The record is from RefSeq and is a predicted model, not a curated record. Bases 1 to 1248 code for a protein of 415 amino acids.